Molecule: messenger RNA, 5466 nt
Organism: Sphaerodactylus townsendi
Lineage: Eukaryota; Metazoa; Chordata; Lepidosauria; Squamata; Sphaerodactylidae
Product: complement C4-like
Exons: 42
Coding region: 35-5278 (1747 amino acids)
Biological process (GO): complement activation
Cellular component (GO): extracellular region
Molecular function (GO): protein binding; endopeptidase inhibitor activity
Source: RefSeq, a predicted model, not a curated record
GGAGAAGUCCCCCCUGCACUGACACAGCCCAGAAAUGGCUCCUGGAAAGUGGCUGCCUCUUUGGCUAGCAUGGAUGGGGACUUUGGUAGCCCUGAGCCAACAAGCGCCAAGGUUGCUGAUGGUUGCCCCCAGCGUGGUGCCUGUGGGGGUAGAGGUGGGGGUUGUGCUUCAGGUCGAGGAAGCCCCCUCUGGGCUCUCAGGCAUGGUCUAUUUCCAGAACGAAAACGACGAGAGUGUGAAAUGUUCUGCCGAGGUCCCGUUCAACCUCAAGCCCGACAGCUUCCUGGAAAGAGUUACCUUGAUGGUGACCCAUGAACAUUUUGUGCAGUGCGGCUUGUCUGCCCUGCGAAGAGACCGUUACAUCCAACUCGUUGCUCGCAGCUCAGAUCUGCCCAGUCCCAAUGGCAUCCAAACCCUCAACCUGCGCUGGACCACUCGCCGAGGGUACCUGUUGAUUCAGACAGACAAGCCCAUCUAUACCCCUGGGCAGAACGUGUAUUUCCGAAUCUUUGCCCUGGACUCCAAGCUGCUGCCAACCUUUGAGCCUGUCUUCAUCACUAUUCAGAACGCACGGGGUCUUCAGGUUCGGAGAAAUCAGGUUGUGGCAAUGAAUUUCGUGAUAAAGGAUCAUCUAACAAUCCCUGCUAUCUCUGAGCCUGGUAUUUGGCAAAUCACAGCCCAGUUUCUCAACACUCCAGGUUCCAACACAACCACAGAGUUUGAGGUGAAAAAAUAUGUGCUUCCUAAUUUUGAGGUGACGAUUAUUCCUGAACGGAAAUACUUUCUCCUCUCAGAGCGGCAGGACUCUGAUUUGCAAAUUGACCUCCAGGCUAAAUUUUUCUAUGGAAAGGGUGUUGGUGGCACAGCCUAUGUGCGAUUUGGUGUGAGGGAUGAGAAUGGGGAAAAAAUUCUUAUCCAAGGAUUGGAGCAACAAGUUGUGGUGUUGGACGGCCAUGCCUCAGUGACCCUUAAAAGCAGCCUCCUUAGGAUGAAACUGGAUCGCCCCCUAGAGGACCUAAUUGGAAGAUCACUGUACAUUGCAGCCACUGUCAUAGAGACAGCGAGUGGAGAGUUGGAAGAGCAGGACCUGACGUCGGUGAAAUUUGUGACUUCUCCAUAUUCAGUAGACCUGUCCCAAACAAAGCGGUAUUUUGUGCCCAGUACACCCUUUGAACUGCUGGCUACAGUCUCACUACCAGAUGGUUCACCUGUUCCUCACCUCCCGGUCCACUUCUCUGCCCAGAUAGACAAUUUGUCCCCACUAAAUGGCCAAGUGAAUAGUGAUGGUCAUGGAAUUGUGACAUACGCAAUCAACACUCCUGCUACAGCUAAAACAAUCACUUUCACGAUAACAGCUGGGACGGAGUCUCCAGCCAAAGUCACUCUAAGUAUCAAAGCCAUGAGCUCCGAAGGAGGCAGUUACUUGGUCAUUCUUGGGCAGAGUAACCAAGUCUUGAACCCAGGAGACACCCUCAUGUUGGGGCUGAAGUCCAUCGGACCUGACAACUUCUCCAACUUCUACUACAUGGUCUUGAACAAAGGAGAGAUCGUCUCUGCCAGCAGCAUAACCCACAGCUCCUAUACUGCAGUCUCCAUCCGCAUCACGCCCAACCUGAUGCCAGCGUUUCGGUUUGUGGCCUUUUACCACGUGAAGGGCAAAAUUGUGGCAAAUUCCAUCUGGGUGGAUGUUGUUGACACCUGCAAAGGGAAGCUGCGUCUCCACACAUCAGAAAACCUUCGUCAGCCGCGACCCCAGGAGACUGGGCAACUCAUCGUCGACACCGAUGUUAUGUCUUCUGUCUCGCUUGUCGCUGUGGACAUGGCUGUCUAUGCCCUCAAUGGGAAGAAUCGCCUCACUCAGGGCAAGGUUUUCCAGGCCAUGGGAAGUUAUGAUCUGGGCUGCACAGCUGGCAGUGGGGAAAACACCCUUGGCGUUUUUACUGAUGCUGGGCUUUCCGUCCGUGCAGGCAAUCUGAAGAGCCCACUCCGAAAAGCCCAUGGAUGCAAUGUGGACGUUUCCCGGAAGAAGCGCUCCCUUCAGUUGCAAACUCAACUCCAGGAGAGGCUUAAGAAGUAUUUAGACUCUGAUGCUCAGAGAUGCUGUCGGGAUGGUAUGAUGAGGAUUCCCAUGCCCUUAACGUGUGAGCAGCGGGCCAAGCGGGUCCGGGGUCAAUGUGCCGUCGUUUUCCUUGACUGCUGCCAAUAUGCGACUAGACUGCGACGCAGAUCCUGGGAAUCCAAUAGUCUUGCACGGACUCAUGGCCAAGAAGAAGAAGAUGAUGAUUUCUUUGAUGAAGAUUUUGGUAAAGUCCGGAGUUUCUUUCCCGAGAGCUGGCUUUGGAAAACAGAAAAGGUGGAAGGGACCGAAAAGGUAGAUGUGCGGCUUCCUGACUCCAUCACCACCUGGGAGAUACAGGCCAUAAGCAUCUCAGCUGAGAAAGGAAUCUGUGUCUCGGACCCUCUUCGAAUCGUAGUCUUCCAAGAUUUCCACAUUUCUCUGAGGCUGCCGUAUUCGGUGAAACGGUUUGAACAGAUAGAACUUCGUCCAGUUCUGUACAACUAUUUGUCUAAGUCGAUCACAGCCUCAGUCUUCCUACAUCCUGCUGAGGGCAUCUGUUCUCCAGCAACCAUGGGCCCAACUCAGAAGAAGAAAAUAGUGGUUCCUCGGAAUUCGGCUGUACCUGUUCCCUUCGUUUUGGUCCCUAUGGGAACAAGCAACAUCCCUAUCACUGUUACAGCCACUGUUGUAGGUGGCUGGGGAGCUGGGGACAGAGUUACCAAGACCCUACGGAUUGAGAGAGAGGGCGCCAUCGAAACAGAGGAGUUCACCAUCCCUCUGGAUAACCCAGACGGCCUCUCUAGAAGCGAGGUGAUUUCAGGAAACGUGCCCUCCAACGCCAUUCCUGACGGAGACUUCAAGAUAAAUGUCCGUUUGACAGGAUCGGUGCCGACAGAUACCCUAGAGAACUCUCUGUCGCCGGAGGGUGUGUCGAAAUUGCUUCAGGUUCCAAAUGGAUGUGGGGAGCAAACCAUGGUUUUACUGGCUCCCGCGAUCUAUGCAAUGAAGUACCUGGACAAGACAGAGCUGUGGAUCAAGCUGAAAGAAGAGAGCAAGCAAAAAGCCCUGCAAAACCUACGCACAGGCUAUGAGCGAAUGCUUGAUUUCCAGAAAUCAGAUGGAUCCUAUGGAAUUUUUCUCAGUUUGCCCAGCAGUACUUGGCUGACAGCUUUUGUGGUGAAGGUUUUUUCUCUGGCCCGCGAUUAUCAGUCCGUGGAUGAGGCUGGGAUCCGAAAGUCGGUGCAGUGGCUGCUGAGGAACCAAGAGUCUGAUGGUUCUUUCCAGGAUCCACAACCAGUCUGGGAUCGGGGAAUGCAAGGUGGCGUUGCUGGUGCUCAUGAGCGUAUCUCCCUAACGGCUUUUGUUGCCAUUGCGCUGAAGCACGCCUUGGUCGCCUACGAGAUGAAGGAGUCUGACCCUGAGAAGGAAGAACAGCUGACACAAGUGAAACAAAGCUUAGCUCGGGCCACUGCCUUCCUGGCCUGCUCACUGGAUGAUCCAUCCCUGGGCCCCUACCCCGUCGCCAUCUCCAGUUACGCCCUCUCAUUCACUUCAAACAACCGGUCGGCCAUUGCCGCUGCUGAUGCCCUCCUGAGGAAGCUGGCCACACAGGAUCAAAACGACACAGUGAUGUACUGGGCGAUAGAGGAUCAGGAGCGACUGCACGGGGGAAGGACGUCGGCUCUAGCCAUCUCAGUGGAGGCCACGGCCUACGGGCUGCUUCAUCUAGUGAAGCAAAAUGACUCUGAAGCGGCCAGCAAAGUGGCUCGAUGGCUGACGGAGCAGAGGAACUACGGGGGAGGCUUCAAGUCAACCCAGGACACAGUUGUGGCUCUGGAAGCUCUAUCCAAGUAUUGGAUCAGCACCUACAGAAAGGAAGACAACGAAUUGAAAGUGACCCUCGCUGUCCCUGGGAAAGGCUUGCCAUUCCAGAUGUCAUUUGGGAGGUCCGAUGACGUGGUUGAAGAAGAGCUGCAGUUUACCUCAGGGAAUGACAUCCAGGUGAAGGUGGAAGGGAAAGGAAGAGGAACUUUGACUGUCUUAAAGCAGUUUCACGUCUUGGCAGUGCAGAACAAUUCCUGUCAGACCCUCGGUGUAGAGGUGAAGCUGAGUGGUGCGGUUCAAUAUCGGCCAGACAUACAUGACUAUUACUACGAAUAUGAAGAUUAUGGCACAGAGGAGGACUCUGAGUCAGACCCACCCUCACCUGCUGACCAGCCGCUCUCGCCCAUCCAGAUCUUUGAUGCCCGGCAGCGUCACAGGCGAGAAGCCAGAGAACCGGGGCAGCAGCCGCAGAAAGUUGUUUACAAUGUCUGUUUGUGGGAGGCAGCCAGGGAGCAUACGUCCACAGGCAAUUUUGGCUGGCAUUGCUUGACAUCACGCGAUGCUGGAGGUUUGACUUCUGAGCCUCGGACAAGGAUGACCUGGACAAGACCGUCCUCUUCACCUGGGCGUUUGGCUGACUCCCCCUACUUGGAGUGGAGACCCGAGGUGUCCCUGCGGGAUCUCUCCGAUCAGUACAUCAACCAUUGGGAGAUGCAAGGGCAACGGCUGCUGCUGUACUUCAUCUCGGUGCCCAUCUCGGGACGUGAAUGUGUCUCAUUUGAGGCAAAACAGCUAAUCCCUGUGGGAAAACUCCAACCAGCCAGCGUCAAAGUGUAUGACUUUUAUGAACCAGCAAAGAGCUGCAGUACUUUCUACGGUGCACCCAACAAGCCCCAGUUUGUGUCGACGUUGUGCUCAGAAGAUGUCUGCCAGUGUGCCGAAGGUGUCUGCCCACGUUUGAAGCGGACCGUCGAACAGGCCAUUGCAAAAGCUUCUCGCAUGGAGUUUGCGUGUUACAGCCCCCGUGUGCACUACGGGCUGCGAGUUCGAGUGGAGAAAGAGAUCAGUGCAAGUGCCUUCCGCAUCUAUGAAACAAAGAUCUUGGAACCCUUGCAGUACACUGCUGACGUGGGGGUCUCCAUUAACCAGACUCGGCGUUUUGUGGUCCGUGCGGCAUGUCGGACACGCUUGGAAAAAAACCGCCAGUAUCUUCUGAUGGGACGUGAUGGGGAAACUCGGGACCCUGAAGGCCGCCCCCAGUACCUGCUGGAUUUGAACUCAUGGGUGGAGGAGCUACCCACUCCUGGACAGUGCAAGAGCACCAAGAAUCGCAACAAGUGUGUUGACCUCCAUGCUUUUACCACGGCCUUUGCUGAGACUGGUUGUCAAGUGUAAGCCAGGGAAAUGGAGUGGUGUCUCUCUGUGCUAUGGGGCUCCACACCAACCUUUGCCUCUGAACAGAGCAAGAGAGCUUGACUUUGGGGCUUUCCCCACUGACAGAGUUGAACUGGUUUCUACCUAGGUUCGCCUCAGUGAAUCCCCACUGCCACCGAGCUCAACAUUGUUUUGUCUCAGUUCCCCGC